UCAACAAACUGAUGCAUCAACACCAAACCUAACGAACUGUCGUAUAGUUGUUGUGCUCGUUUGACAGAGUGUUGACGUGUUGUUUCAAACACGUACAGUUUUAGUGGGAGUAUACCGCGCUAACUUUAGCUAACCUGCCUGCUAACGUUAGCUGACAGGUACAGAAACACACGGACGAGCUAAUGAACCUUCACAGACAUGGAGCUGGAUAUUCGACAGUAUCUCAGCCAGGCAGAGGAGCAGCAAGACUCUGGAGCUCUGCAGUCGGCCUACCGUCUUAUCAGGGACGCGACAGCAGCUGGAGCCAGCGGACACACUCCACGCAUCGCCCCGGAGUUGUGCGUGGUUUGUGCGGAGGUUUCUCUACAGCUGGGUUGUUUGGAGAUAAGCACAGCGUGUCUAAAGAUGUACUUUGAAGAGAAUCCGCCUGCUAAUCAAUUUCUGUGUCGAGCUUACCUCUGCCAGGGCCAGCUGAAGUCUCCGCCGACCACUGGGAGCUUGGAAGACUUUGAGGAGGCUGUGGCAUAUUUUCUUAAAGCAAUUGAAAUUUCAAAGCACGAACCAAGAUUCCACUUCAUGGUGUUCAAUGCUUCAGUGCUGUAUUUCCAGACAGUGUACCCUCUCCUGCAGCCAGGGCGGUGCCACCACCUGGUUCCCUCGCUUAGGCAGGUGGUGCAAAGUCUGGAGGAGGUGGCGGACCAAGACUGCAGCUGGAGGGCUGAACUCAUGAUGCACCUGAUUAAAUGUCUGGUCGACUCAGGGAAAGUAGAGGAGGCUGCAGAUCUUGCCAAAACUACAGAAGAAUUGAUCAAGUCUCAAGCCCCACAUCUUUAUCCAAGACUCUUUAUGUUAAUGGUUCAACACAAACUGACAGAGGGUGAUGUCAUCAGUGAGAUGAGCAGGAAGGAUAUCAACUUAGCAGUCAUUUACAAAUUACAAGAAUUUAAAAACAGAUUGAAAGAAAUAAAUGAUGACAAGCUGACGAACGAGGAUUCUGUCGAGCUUGAGGAGAUUUUCCGUCUCCUGGCUGAUUGUACGAAAGCAUCCUCUGCGCCCAAGAACCUCAGUGCUCUUCAGAGCGCAAUCCCCAUCCAACCAGCUGACAGAGUUGCCUACCUCCUGGAGUUGGCUCUGCUGGCCUUGCAAGUGAAGCAUCAGAAAGUAGCUGCCGACUGUUUGAAAGAGCUGAAGUCGGCGAGAGAGGCUAGUGUUGGCCAACGCGUAAUAAUGGAAUGUAUCAACAGUGAAAUCAACCUCCUAAAGAAAAAGGCGAAGAUAAAUGACUAUUCCAAAGCCAACAUGGAGGCCUGGCUGAAGGAGAUAGACAGGCUGGAUCAGUUGCUGCAGAGUGCAGUGAGAGAGGGCUACGCUCAGGCUGUGCAGGUGGUUUGCACGACCCUGUGGAGAUUUUGCCUGCCCCUCCUGCAGCACAAUCUCAGGAAACACAUCAGAACACCACUGCUCAAUAUCGCCCGAGUACUGGAAGACACACAAAGUUCAUUGCUGGAGAUGCGCUGCCAAGUCCACUCAGAGCUUGCUGUGAUAGAAGAGGAGGAGGGACGCCUUGAGGCCUCUUUGACUCACCUUCAGAAAACCAUUAUGCUGGAUAACGGGACCCAAAGUCAACGCCUGUCGUCGGCUUUGCACCGCACAGGGACACUCAACCAAACACCCUCCCAGACCGAGGAUAAAGCCGCUAAGCUUCUGCAGCAGGCCAGGUACAAGCAACCCCAAGAUAAGACAAAGAUUCGUCCCAUUCUGGUUGCUGUUGGUUUCCUUUUGGGCAAUGAUGAUUUCCACAUUGUGCUGGGCGGAGAGAACUUCUCAAAAAUUCCUGUCAGCAGUCUUGCAUCAGGACCAGCGGCUCAGCUUUCUGCUAAGGCUCAGCAUCACUCUGCAUGUUUACAGAAGGUGGAUGGAUACCUGGCCAGACAAGCUGGUGACACUGGCAGCAUAGAGAGGAUGAAGCUGUGGGCAACACUGGUGAAGACAGCCAGGAAAGAGGACAUUUGGGAUGUCUGCCGAGCUGCUUGUCGAUUCUGUUUGCUUUAUGAUGAUGGGAGAUGGAAGAAUUCCAAGGCUGACAACUGCAGAUGCUCGGAGGAGGAGAGCUGUGCAGAAUCUGGUCACGGUUGCAGUGAAAGCCAAAACUCUGAGAAGGACUACUUGCGGCUUUUAGCUGAAAUCUGCUUCAUCAGUGCUGAGGCCACCGUCCAAAAGCUGUUAACUGAGGGUGUGCAGCUCAACAGCCCAGCUGUUCCCCCAAAGGAAAGAGGGGUUUAUGUGUCUGAAGAGGACCCAGACUGGGUUAUUUACAGAGACUGGAUCCAGGCUCUGUCCACCGACGCCACCUUUAACUUCUUACGGGCAGCAGAGAUCGGAUCGGCCAUCGGGGAAUCGUGGGUGGUUGCUAAUGCGGCCGUUUACCUGUGGAACUACAGCAGACACUUGCUGGCCUCUGGAGAGUACCAGCACCUGCUUCCCUCCUUCCAGAAUCUGGUGGAGAUGCUCCAAAAGAUGGAGUUGCUUGGGAAUCGUUCCCUGGUUGUGCUUCUGUGUAAUGCUGUGGCCCGGGGCUUGAUCCAGCCUCUGUGUGGACCAGACAGUGUCGUGCCAACCUUGCCAGGUGACAAGGGCAAGAACAAAGCUGAGAAGGGCAUGGAGAAGGCAGCUUCUGUUCCUGGGGUUCUUUCAGAUCCUGCUGCCCUGCAGGAUGUCCACAAGGCAUUGGAGCUGUGUGACUACGCCCUUGACAUAUCCACCUGCAACAUCCCAGGAGAGACGGUUCCCAUUGCAGCAAGGAAACAGGUGGUGGCCACAUGGGUGCAGAUCAAGUGGUUGCUGCAACAGCAGAUUAGUAUAAAGGUUGAUGACAAAGAUCAGUGUGUGAAUGAAGGAGUGUCGGCGAUGACGCGCGUGCUGGUCGGAGUGGAGAUGCUCCAGUGCAAUAGGAACCCAGGGCAUAUGGAGUUCUCCGUUCCCAGUCUCCAAACACUGGUGAGCAUGGCGUCAGAAUGCAGCUGGACGGACGCUGUGGUUGAGUUGCAGGUGUGGUGCCAGCUGGCUGCCGUCUGUCACUAUGCCAAGGACCACAGCUUGGUGUUGUGCUGCACCAAGAGCGCUCUGCGGCUGGAGGAAGCCGCAGCAAAGGGCAUCAACACUAUGCCCUGUGCUCUUUAUGACCUGACUUCAGUGAAUGAGAUGCUGAGCACUGCAGCCUGUUUGAGGGGUCUGAGUUUAGUCCAUGAGUCCAAUGGAGAUCUACGCACUUACAGAGACGCCAUGAAGGGGCUUCUUUCCAGUGUCAGCUUUGCAGAGAAGGCUGAGAAUCCAACAUUGUGUGUCACAGUCGCCAAACAUUACUGGAACUCUUGCGUCCCCCUGUCACAGACUCCUGAAGAAAGACAGCAACUCCAGGAUCCCUUGGAGGAGAUCCUGAAUGCUCUGGUCCAUACCUCCACCAAACAUGCAAAAAAACAGGUCGUAAUGAAAGGCAUGCUCACCUUGACAACACGGCCUCCUGGGAGAUCUAAACAUGAAGGAAUAGAUGAAGAGGACCUAACCCUGAGAGCAGCCAUUUACGGUUUGUUGCUCCACAUCCAUGCUGAUAAACGUGACUGGAAAAGUGCUCUGCAGCUGCUGGACAAAGCUAAAAGAGACAUGCCUCACACCAAACAGAGACUACCUCUGCUGAAAAGUUGCAUACUGGUGAAAGCACGACUUGGGAAAAGUGUUGUGGUGGACAUGCAGAAGCUUCAAGAUGAAGGAGAGCAGUGCCAUUCAUUUAUGUGGCAUCAGGUGGCACUGUGUGCUGGCAAUAUAACCCAGCAGCUGACCUGCUACCAGAAAUCCAUCGCUUGUCUGCUGAGCUCAGAGACUCAGUGGCAGAAGGUCAACCUUUUACUCGAGUUUGGAGAGUGGCUGUACUGUCACAACUUUCCCAAAGCCAAUGCCCAACACCAGGUUGAGUGGGCCAUAGAUAUCCUGCUACACCUGGAACCCGAACAGGCAGAAGGAGCAGACAACAAGUCCAAAACAAAGGCUCUGAGUAAAGUGGAACAUGAGCCUCUGUUUGAAGUCGAGGGCCCAUUCACGCAAAAUCUGUCCAAUCUGAAGGAAGUGCGACGGCUGGACGGUUUGGUGAAAGCACACACUCUGCUUGCUGUCAUGACAGACAGGACAUCACCUGAGCACCAGCUUAACCUGCUCAGAGCCUACACCUUUGUGAUUCAGAUAUGGAAGGUUUCCAUGGCUGUGGUUUCUGAGAUUUCCAGUGAUAUGGCAAAGAGUCAGCCACACCAGCCUUCUCCCUCUAUUGGAUCCAAAAAGGGCAAAGACAAGGGCAAGAGCAAGACAGAUGUAAAAGAAAAUACCCCUGCAGAAGAAAAACCUAAACCUGUCGUCCUGGAUCAGGCACUUCCUUCCUCGCCAAAGGACUGGGCUCGCUACAUCUGUCUGGACCAGGCCAGGCAGAUAUUCAGAACCAACAGUAGCCCGCACUGUAUCAAUGCACACUGCAUCACAAAGCAGACUCAAAGCUUGUUUUAUCUCAACCUGCUGGAAAAAGAGCUUCACUCACUCUCACUCGAUCACAUGACGCUGCCCAUACUGCAUCUAUCUGAGAUCAUAGCUCAUGACCUUCUGGAUAAGAGGAGCCUUUCCGAUGCUUACCGACUCAGAAUUCUGAGGAUGUGUUGCCAGCUGGGUUUUGAGACACAUUCACCAUAUUGGGAGAAGCUCCCAGAGUUGUGCAGAAUCCAGGAAAAAGAGCAGAUAGAGUGCCACAAAAUGAUUGCUGUCUCAAAAGAGAGGAAAGUCCAUUUCAAAGCUCAUUAUCAGAAAGCUACGAUGGAUGAAAACAUCAGUCCUGGACAGCAGAGAAUGAACAUGUGUGCUCAGGACAUUUGGCUGGACAAAGCUGAGGUUCUUCUCAACAUGGGGCUCUAUCAACCAGCCCGACAGCUCCUGGCAGGGGCUCACUCAAUGGCAAGCGAGUUUGGGGAUCAGAAAGCAAUGGCAAGAAGUUUGCUCAGUCUGGCCUCUUUGGCUUGUGAAGAGCAGAACCAUGCCCAAGCUCUGAUCCUGCUGGACAAAGCCCAAGUCCUCGGUGGGGAUGAAGAGUUCUGGUACCAACUCACCCUCAACAAGAUUAGAGCUGUAGUAGGGCAGAAACACCAGGAUGCACAAACCAAGGUUGAUCAGAUAAUAAAUCAAAGCUGUGGAGCUCUGAAGCAGGUCUUGGAUCAGCAGGUUAACAGAGUGUCAGCGCUCACAUUCUUAAUCACUUCAUUAGAGAUGAGAGGUGCCAUGGAAUGUAUACGUGCUUUUGGUGGUGAGCCUGGGGAGACGCCCUGCAGCAAGGCUGUCCAGAUGCUCAUGACUGCCUGUGAUACACUCAGAGAGAGUGCCAGGAGUUUCACUAAACUCAACUAUAGAAAACAGGCUGCAGAGGCACAUGCAGAGUACGCACAUGGUGUGAGAAUUUUAGCUGACCAUACAACAGAUAAAGAGGAGAAACAGCUCCUCCUGCUCAAUGGUCUCUCUCAAAUGGAGCUAGCUGUCACAGUGCAGGAACAUGUGGUGCUGAAUGCUCAGAGCCUGCUCCCCCCACAGGAAGAGACUCAUGGAAUUCGGCUGGCAGCUAUGCAGAGGCUGCUGCACCUGCGGCUGGUCCUGGCAGAGUUUUGUCUGGCCGUGCUGGAGGAGCACUGUGCUGAGAAGAAAUGCCAAGCUCUGUCUCGUGAGAGAAAGACGUCUGCUGAGAUCGCACUGGAGGAGUACACACGCUUGACACCUGAGCCGGGGUCUGUAGAACAGCAAUGGGUGAAUGCGGGCAACUCUCUGGGGCAGGUGGCUCUGGGCCAGCUGGCUGCAAUCAGCUCUCACUCCUCGGACAACGCAAAGACCAGAGCUCGCUACCUGAGUCUGAUGGGAAAGUACCUGAGACUGCUGGCUGUGCAGGAGGACCCUCUUUAUCUGUGUGCUCUCUGGGACAAACACAAGCAUGAGGAGGCCUGGUCUGACCCGAAAACCAUUUCUGUCGAGGAGGAGUAUUCAGAGAAAGAGAAAGACAGAGAAUCAAGCAGAAGGGAGCAAAGGAAGAUCUCUGCCAAAAGUGCUGAGCAGCAGCGGAGAAGGCAAAAAGCCCAGCAGCUGUUGGCACAGGCCACUAAAGCACUCACUGAAGCCAUCAGCCUGUGUCUCCAACAUAACCUGCCAUCUUCCAUCCUGGCUGAUGCCUCUCUCAACAUGUUGAAGUGUCACGGCCAAUCUGAACCUGCAGUGACGGGUCAAUAUCUUGCCCUGUUUCAGAGCUGCUCCGCGGUUGCUGUGAUAGCUGAAGUCCUGAAUUCUGCCUGCACUGACACUAGCGUGUCCCAGCUCUCAGCUCUGCUCAACCUCCGCAGGAACCUGCUCGGCUCUCAGGAGGAGAGGCCCAGCAGCAUGCUGAAGGGAGCAGAGGACUCCCUUAACAGCCUCUCCAAGGCCUUCGGACAUCUGACCAUUAAUCCCGACCACCUAAACAUCCUCGCAGAGCUCCCAUCCAACCUGAAAAUCCUGCUGCUUCAGCUCUCUGAAGAUUGGUCCGAACUUUAUGGGGCUUUCUAUGAGAUGACCAAAGCUCCAGAAAAUCAAAAAGGAAAGAGGACACACUUUACAGGUAACCUGGCGUGUUCUAGAGUGGCAAAGGUUUCAGUCAGCCCACAGGCUCUGCUGGCACUGAGGGAGCAGGUUCGGCCCUUAGGUCAGGAGACGACACAUGCCCUCCUGAAGGAAGCCUGUUGGCACGCUGCUGAGGGCAGAUGGGAGGCCUCUGAGAAGCAUCACCUCAUUCCUCUGAAAACUGCUAGUGACGAAAAGUUGGCACCUCACUUCUGCAAAGUUUUACAAGAUAUGGAGGAUUAUUUGAAACCACUGCUCGCACAGUUUGAUUCUUGUUUAAGGCUCCAGGAUGCAUCAGUGCCUUCAUGUCUUGAAACGAACCAAUCCAAAGAUAAAGACGAAAAGAGGAGCUCAGAUGCAGCUAAACUACCGACAGAAUCAGGGGAGUGCGUGGUGUUGCUGGCCGACAGUAAGUUGCUGGAGUUGCCACUGGAAUCCUUGUCCAUCCUGCAGGAGGAAGGCUUGAGCUCUGUGUCACGAGGCUUUUCCCUGCAGCUUCUCCACAGUCGACUGAACAGAGAAGAACAAGAGAAAGGAGUGAAUUCCAGUAAAUUAACCCCGGCAACAUCAUCGGACACUCAGAAACACAGAGUGAAGCAGAGUCAGAGAGCAUCCACGACUCGUACAAAUUCCUUGGUGGGUGGCACCAACGUCAAGAUACCUGCCAAUCAGGCCUCACCUUCAGACACCUUCCCUGUCGACACACGCAACUUGAAAUAUGGGACCAGUCUGAGCACAAGGAUGAAGGACAUAUUGGAAACCCACAGCAAGAAUUUCACCCAUCUGUGGGAGGGCUUCAUGGGCAGCAAGCAAACGCCCAGUCUGUCUGAGAUGGAGCAGCUGCUGUGCAAGAGCAGUGCCUUCAUUUACCUCGGAAAGGAGCGCUUCAUGGCGAACAUUCCACCUGCCAAACUAGCAGCCCUCAAUCUAUCUGGUACUGUACACAUGUGCACUGCAUUUCUCUAUGAGAGGACCUGA
Molecule: messenger RNA, 7641 nt
Organism: Paralichthys olivaceus (Japanese flounder)
Lineage: Eukaryota; Metazoa; Chordata; Actinopteri; Pleuronectiformes; Paralichthyidae
Source: RefSeq, a predicted model, not a curated record